Molecule: messenger RNA, 377 nt
Organism: Suncus etruscus (white-toothed pygmy shrew)
Lineage: Eukaryota; Metazoa; Chordata; Mammalia; Eulipotyphla; Soricidae
Gene: RPS21
Product: ribosomal protein S21
Exons: 6
Coding region: 90-341 (83 amino acids)
Biological process (GO): endonucleolytic cleavage to generate mature 3'-end of SSU-rRNA from (SSU-rRNA, 5.8S rRNA, LSU-rRNA); endonucleolytic cleavage in ITS1 to separate SSU-rRNA from 5.8S rRNA and LSU-rRNA from tricistronic rRNA transcript (SSU-rRNA, 5.8S rRNA, LSU-rRNA); translation
Cellular component (GO): ribosome; cytosolic small ribosomal subunit
Molecular function (GO): structural constituent of ribosome
Source: RefSeq, a predicted model, not a curated record
CCGCCAGCGAUCACUUCCGGGGCACGCGGCUCUUUCUUCCUUUCCUCGCUCGGAGCCCAUCGUGGACGCAGCAGCACGCGCCCGCCGCCAUGCAGAACGACGCCGGCGAGUUCGUGGACCUGUACGUCCCGCGCAAGUGCUCCGCCAGCAACAGGAUCAUCGGCGCCAAGGACUACGCGUCCAUCCAGAUCAACGUGGCCGAGGUGGACAAGGUGACCGGCAGGUUCAACGGGCAGUUCAAGACCUACGCCAUCUGCGGGGCUAUCCGCAGGAUGGGCGAGUCGGACGAUUCCAUCCUCAGACUGGCCAAAUCUGACGGCAUCGUGUCCAAGAACUUCUGAGGGAGUAGUGCAGAACCUCACAAAUAAAAGGAUGUU